This is a messenger RNA of Salpingoeca rosetta, 1768 nucleotides long. RefSeq lists its product as uncharacterized. Bases 8 to 1594 code for a protein of 528 amino acids. The transcript is spliced from 10 exons. The record is from RefSeq and is a predicted model, not a curated record. Lineage: Eukaryota; Choanoflagellata; Craspedida; Salpingoecidae.
GGUCGAGAUGGAAGACGUUUCUGUGGUGGAUGUGCGCUUCUCGUCCGCGUCCUCCUCGUCCUCCACAGGCAGUGGCAGUGGAAAGGGCAGUGGGCGCGAGGGGAAGGGAGGAAGGAAGAGUGCGCGGCGAGGUGGCAGUGGACGCCGUACUGGGCCCGCAGAGUUGCUGCAGUCACUGGAGCGUGACCUGCAACGGCUGCGGAUGUACAACGAUAUUGAGGAUGAGGAUGAGGAUGAGGAUGGAGAUGUGGCAGUGAUUGGCAACGAGGUUGCCCUUGACAGUGACAGCCCACAGAAGAGACUCGGCGACUCUCAGUCUGCGCGACGUGCGCUUGGGUCUCGAGCAGUGCGCACAAGGCCAACAUCUACAGUGAUGAAGGGCGGUGCCUCCUACGACAGAACAGCAGCUGCGCCCUCCCGCAGGCGAACAGCACAACAUCGCACGCCACUCCACAGCGACAGCGACAGCGACAACGAGGGCGGGGAUGACCAGGGUCAGGCGCAGGCAGAGAGUCAGCGGCCUUGGUAUCGACGCCACGUUGCACGCAGGCUUUCAGAGGCACCCCAUCAGCACCCGUGGUACGAGGCUAUUCUCAGCGAGCUGUCCAUGGACGACACCGUGUCCAGCUCUGGCCGACAAUCACCCGGCGGCACCCCGCUUCCAGACCGCGAUUCUCUUGCGUAUCUGUACCGCAACCUGUACACGGACCGCCUUAACUACCGCAACCGCAAGCUGUCGUCGCUGGAGCCAUAUCACAAGCGCGACGCCAAGAAGACCUCGACAAGCAAGGCAGCAUCGGCAUCGAGGACAAAGGGGAAAAGCAAGCCACGCAGCGGCAAGGGCCAGACACGCACACGGAAGCGAACCACGGUGGAUGGCUCCAUCGUCGUGGAGGGCGAGACGGGCACGCACACUAUCAGCGCAGGGAAAGGUGCGGGUGGCGGUGGCCGUGCAGCGUCAUCGUCGGCCAUGACACACGCGGAGUGGAUCAAGCACAAGGAGCGGCAGCAGAAGAACGAGGCAGCAAAGCAACGCAAGAAGGAGGAGGAGCAGCUGGCGAAGGAGUUGGAGGAGAAGCGGCGGCAACAGGCGCUCAGGGACCGCGGGCACCAGGAGUAUGAGCGAUGGCUCAACAGGGACAAGCGCGCACGCAGGGCAAGGAAACGCCGGGAAGCAGCAAAGAAGAAGAAAGAGGAGCAACGACGCAAGGCGCGGCUCGAGGAACUCAUGCACGAAACGGAAGAGAACUACAAGGAAUGGCUCUACGACUAUCAUCUCAGGCGCCGCAAGGCAGACGCAGAAGAGCGGGAGAAGCGGCGGCGGCAGGCUGAGCUGCGGCGGGAGGCGAAACAGCGCGGCCAGGCCGCAUACGACAAGUGGAUCAGAGAGAUUGAGCUGCGGCCGCGGGCACUGCGCUUCGAGCAGCCCGUGGAGUGGCGAGGCGUGCUCGACGAUGGCGAUGACAGGAACCGCCCAGACGUCUUCUCCUAUCGAACACCAGAGGAGGCGACGGUAGGCGGGUGCGGGCCAUCCCCACCGCUCCUCUUCCGCGACGCGCAGCUGGCGGAGAUGUUUGCAGCAAAGCGGCGAUGACACGAGAGGGACCCACGACAUCACGCCCCUUUUCCACACACGCACAUAAUAUGCACACAUAUGCAUGCGCAUGCCGGUCUGUGAGGUGGGGGUUGCCUGAUGACUACUUUAUAUGUACAGACGAAGAAUUGGAACGAACCAAACACCAGCUGUGACAUGAAUGAAUGGGUGAAU